AUUCUCUCAGGAAGGGAGAGGGUGUAAAGCUGUGAAAUAUUCAGCUGAUAUCAAAACCAAAGGGAUUUUCAGUCUUUCUCUCUGGCUGCAAGCGGGAGUUUUAAUGCCUUGGGGAAAUAUUAAUUACCGAUGUAGCUGUGAUGGUUACAAGCCAAGAGCUACAUGUAGAAAAAGAAGAGAGGGUUGUCAUGCCUUGGUGAGGCUGAGCAGCUCCAGUGGAGCAGCUGUGGAUUAAGGAUUCUGAUUUACAGCUUUUUGGACAGAAAACAUCUUCUUGAACCUUCAGCCAACCAUCACUCCUAAUACUUUACUGACAGCUGAUGACAAGGAAGUGUUCAACCGUACGUUGUCGGACCAGACCACAAGCUGUGGAUCAGUCUGGAGUCUGGACAUUCCCCAAAUAUCCUGGACCCCAGGAUGUCCGGGAUGGAUGGACUGCUGGUGGAUCAUAAUGAGACUGGAAUCACUCCCAUAGACAACGGGGCUUUUCUACGUUUCUCCCCAACGUCUGCCUCCACGUCGGCGGCCGCCUCCUCUCCAGUACACCAGGGCAACGUCUACGUGUAUGUGUGGCUCUUCCUAGGUCUGCUGGUGUUGCUGCUGACACUGCUCAUCAUCUCCCUCCACAGGCUGAAGAACAUCAUCUCCUCUUCCUCGUCUGUCCCCGACUGCAGCAGCGAGGGAGGAAGUUCCUUCACCAACAUGGAGAUCUGCAGCAUCUCAUCCACUGUCUCAGCACUCUCCACCUGAGACAGAUUGGACUCUAGUCUCGCACGUCUAGGGGCUGUUCUUCAUGCAUCCUUAAAUGCAAGUUGAGAACGAGCAUGUGCACACAUGAGCACUCAAAAAACGUCAGCCACAGCUUAGCUGACGUUAUUUGCAUAUAUUCAUUAAAGGUGCAAAUAUUCUGUGCACCACCCGGGGUGUAAAGCUCACAAUGUGAAGAGAGGGAACACCUGAACUUCAAUAAUGAGACAAAUAAACCUGAUGGCUUGUCCUCCUAAUGCAGGGAAACAUAUUAUAAAACUACAGCGAUUAUAUUUUAUCCUGUGAGUUUUACUGUACUUACAUUAAGAUGUAACACAGUUUUAAAGUGAAUUUGUGUACAUAAUGUCUAAUCUCUGCAGAAUAUGAUACUUUAAAGAGCAUCACGUUGUACAGAUGCAUGCACCACAUAUGAAACUUUUAACUGUGAACAUGUCAAACUGGUUCCACGUCACCCAGAGUCUGAAGAAGGAGAACGGACUUAGUGCUGUUAUGGAGUUGAGAAAUCUGGCGUUUGACAGACAGGCAGCCUUUGUUGUUGUCUCUGAGAGACAAAUCUACCAGCAUCACUUUCUCUUGUGUGUGAAUUUAUGUAGCAUCUGAUCCAGGAGGUUUUUUUUCUGAAGCUUCCCAGCAAGUUUGGAAUUGAGGAAAAUGCCAAAAUGAAGAUUGCUGCUCCUCAUCUACAAGAAGUAUUCAGAUGGCAUGGCAAAGUAUAUUAAAAUAUAUAUGUUGCAUUCUUUACUUUCUUUUCUUCAAAUUUAGCAUUUGCACCAAUUAUUCGUGUUUGUAUCCUUAAGCUGGACAGUUACUCAAAAGACCUGGCUUCCAAGAAGGAAGGCUAGUGAAAUCUAAGAAGAAACAUGGCUAGUAAAUACUCUGUGUGUUUGUUUUAAGAUGCUGCAGAAAAAAUGAUAUGUGGACAAAUCCCCACAAAGAA
Messenger RNA from Nothobranchius furzeri (turquoise killifish), 1705 nucleotides. RefSeq names its product serine-rich and transmembrane domain-containing protein 1. Lineage: Eukaryota; Metazoa; Chordata; Actinopteri; Cyprinodontiformes; Nothobranchiidae. The record is from RefSeq and is a predicted model, not a curated record. Gene Ontology annotation, cellular component: intracellular membrane-bounded organelle.